AUGGCGAAAGACGAUGGGAAAUUAAGCGUUGCGAAGAGAGCAUACAAGACCGCGCAAGCGGAGGGGAAUCGACAAGAGGAAGCGCGAUGGGCGAACGUGAUAGGUGACAUACUGAAGAACAGAGGAGAGUACGUUGAGGCGCUCAGAUGGUUACGGAAGGAUUACGACAUCUCUGUUAGAUACUUGCCGGAGAAGGAUCUGUUGGCUACUUGCCAGUCUAUCGGGGAGCUAUACCUCCGCCUAGAGAACUUCUCUGAUGCGUUGGUUUACCAGAAAAGGCACUUUGAGCUUGCAACUGGCGCAAAAGACCUUGCCGAGCAGCAAAGAGCAAGCACCCAACUUGGUCGCUCAUACCAUGAAAUGUUCUUAAGGUCCGAGAAUGACUACUAUGCAGUUCGGAAUGCUAAAAAGUACUUCAAACUAGCGAUGAAGCUAGCUGAGACUCUGAAGGGAAAUCCACCAACUAAUAAUUCUUCUUUCAUCAAGGAGUACAUAGAUGCACAUAACAACAUUGGAAUGCUUGAAAUUGAUCUGGAGAACUUGGAAGCAGCAAAAGAUAUCCUUGACAAGGGACUAAAGAUCUGCGAUGAAGAAGAGGUGAAUGAAAAGGAUGAUGCUCGAACUCGGCUCCAUCAUAAUCUUGGGAUUGUUUAUACGGAGCUAAGAAGGUGGGAUAAAGCCCGGGACCAUAUUGAGAAAGAUAUUCUAAUAUGUCAAGCACUUGGUCAGGCCCAAGGGGAGGCAAAGGGCUUCAUCAAUCUAGGAGAACUGCACUAUAGGGUUCAAAAGUAUGAUGAUGCAAUUCUUUGCUACCAGAAGGCUCUUGAAUUAGCAAAAUCCAUGGAAGACGAAGAUGCUUUGGUGAAACAAAUUGAACAGAACAUCACAAUUGUGAGAGAAGCAAUCAAGGUAAUGGAUGAGCUGAAGACAGAAGAGCAGAAUCUUAAGAAGUUAAUCAGGGAUAUGAUCUCUGUUAGAGGCACAGCACAUGAGAGGAAGUCUUUGCUGAAGCUUAGUUCAUUACUGGAUCAUCUUAUUGAGAAGUCCAGAAUGAUCUUUGCAUGGACGAAGCAUCGUGAAUUUGCGAAACAGAAGAAGCGAGUGGCAACUCAACUCUGCGACAAAGAAAAGCUUAGUGAUGCUUUUCUGGUUUUAGGAGAGUCAUACCAGAAGAUUAGAGACUUCAACAAGGCGAAUAAAUGGUACUCAAAGAGUUUGGAGGGGUAUAAAUUGAUUGGCAAUUUGGAGGGUCAAGCAUUAGCUAAAAUAGAUAUUGGUGGUGUUCACGACUGUCAUGGUGAUUGGUCAAGUGCACUGGCUGCAUUUGAAGAAGGCUACAGGAUAGCCGUGGAAGCUAAUCUCCCUUCUGUUCAGCUUGAUGCCCUUGAGAAUAUGCAUUAUAUGCAAAUGAUGAGAUUUGAGAAUGCUGAAGAGGCAAGGAGGUUGCAACUUGAAAUUGACCACCUGAAGCAGUUGAAAGAUAGGGAGGCUGAGAAGAAACAUAGCGAUCGCUGCUCUGAGACUGACACAGAAGAAGGCGAUUGUUCAUCAGACAGUUUAUCCUCUAAGCCAUGCUCUCCAAAUGCUGGUGAAGCCUUUCCUAGAAGAUCCCUAUCUUCGGCCUCUGUGGACGAGUUGAAGGAUGACGUAACUCUGAUUACUCUACUUAAGUCCACUAAGCAACUGUCUCGGAAAAAACAUACGAAUGCGAAAAGGCUUCAUGGUUCUAAUGACCUUAUCGAAGCUUCUCCAAGAAGUUUUGCUAAAACAGCAAGCAGUCAACAGACAGUUGGGCGCAAACGUGUUCGGGUGGUCCUUUCUGAUGAUGAAGAAGUAACAAAUGAGAAGGGGGCUUGCUUGGGGAGAAAGUUGCAAACAGCUCCAGUUGAAGAUGUUGCUACAUCUGAUGAAAGCGGGAGAAAAGGCGUUGCAGUUUGUUCUUGGUUUGAAACUCGAGAUUUGUCAAUGGAUGCUUCCAAGUAUGCCACCGAUUCAUCCAACCAAGUUAAAGUUGAAGACAGUGCUUUUCCUUACAGAUCUCCGAAUCCUAAAAUGAUGAUUUGUGCUAAUCAAGUUUUGAGAUCUGUUAGUGGGGAUGAAAUAAUUCUUGGAUCUGAUUCUGCGACUAGUGGUUCUAUUUGUGGGCUUGGUGCUUCUGACAAGCUCCCGCAUGAACAAGAUGCUGCCUAUAUCAACAUGCAUGGUUCUGGCAGUAACAAUAAACGAACUAUAACAUUCAAGAUUGACAAUGACCUGAUAAAUUUCGAGGCUGGCUCAAGCUUUGCUCUCGGUGAAUUAAGCAUUGAAUCUUUGAGUAUCGAAGUGGCGUGCUUAUACUAUUUACAACUUCCUUCAGAGAAGAGAUGCAAAGGCUUGUUGCCCAUCAUUCAACACUUUCACUAUAGUGGGAACAUUCUGAAAUCAUUGGAUGAACUCGAAUCUCUCAGCAAUGAUGCAGGAAACGUCUUCAUUGAAGUUUCUGUUGAUGGAUGGGUUCAGAAGCGGCUGAUGAAACUGUACAUUGACUGCUGUGAUGAAUUAUCCGAGUCACCCAAUAUAAAUUUGCUUAAGAAGCUGUACAUUUCAGAGGUGGAGGACGAAGUUACUGCUUCAGAAUGUGGGCUGCAAGAUAUAUCUAUAGCUCCGUUAUUAAAAGCCCUGCACACACACAAGACAGUAGUCAUGUUGGAUCUUUCUCAUAACUUACUAGGAAAUGGAACGAUGGAGAAACUUCAACAAUUUUUCACAUCAAGCCAAAAGUAUGGUGAUCUAACUUUAGACCUGCACUGCAACCGAUUUGGACCUACUGCAUUGUUUCAGAUCUGUGAAUGUCCUGUCUUCUUUUCUCGGCUUGAGGUGCUCAAUAUCUCUGGUAAUCGACUCACAGAUGCAUGUGGAUCAUACCUGUCAACUAUAUUGGGAAAAUGCAAAGCUCUUUACAGUUUGAAUAUAGAACGCUGCUCCAUCACAUCUAGAACGAUUCAAAAACUUGUUGAUGCAAUACAUUGUGAUUCAGUCUUGGCACAACUUUCCAUAGGACAUAAUCCCUUAUCAGGAGCUUCCAUCACCAAUCUAUUAAGAAGACUUUUCACCUUAAAUAGCUUUGCAGAGCUGGAUAUGAGUGGUCUGAAACUAAACAAGGAAGUCAUCGACAACCUGUGUGAACUUGCAAAGCAUUCUUGUUUGACGAGUUUAAGUGUUGGGAGCACCGGCAUGGGAAAUGAAGGGGCUCUGCAGUUGACUGAUUCAUUCCCCUCCAGAUCUCGAGAAUCUUUGAAACUGGACCUAUCGUGCUGCACACUGACAUCCACAUAUGUUCACAACCUUGCAUUGAAUUUCAGCCUUGCUUGCUGUAUUAUGGAGCUGAAUCUCCAAGGAAAUUAUAUUAUGCCUGCGGGAGGAAAUGCAUUACUAUCACUUCUGAAGCAGCCUGGGUGUUGCCUUAGACUUCUGGUCCUUAACAAAUGUCAGCUGGGAUUUCCCCUUGUUCUUCAGUUGAUCCAAACCCUUGCAGAGAAUGAUCAACUGGAGGAGCUCCAUGUUGCUGAGAAUGACGAUCUGCAGAAAAAUGAAAUCUCAGCCUCAAAUAAAUCAUCGACAGACGAAAGGUUACGUGAUCACCAAGUAAACGCGGAAUGUGAUGAUGGCCUUGUAGUUGCCGACAGUGAGGACUCAACCAGAGUCGAAGCUACAGCAAGAGCUGCCGCAUCUCGUUUGGAGCUCAACGACACUUGCACAAGCUCCUGCAGGGAGAUGGCGAAUGAGAAUGAGAGCAACAACAACAACCUCCUGUCAUCAUCAAAUGAAUAUGGCAUCAUGGUCAAGCAGCUCUCGGAAGCCAUUGCUGCAGCCAAGGCAUUGCAGCUGUUGGAUUUGAGCAGGAACGGGCUGUCGACGCAAGAUGUGGAAGCACUGUACGGUUCAUGGUCGUCGAGAGUAGCGAAAGGUUCUUCAUCUCAGAAGCACGUGAAGGACCAAGUUGUCCAUUUCUCAGCUGGAACAAAGAAGUGUUGCAGGAAGCCUUGCUGCAGAAGGGAGUGA
Molecule: messenger RNA, 4041 nt
Organism: Linum trigynum
Lineage: Eukaryota; Viridiplantae; Streptophyta; Magnoliopsida; Malpighiales; Linaceae
Source: the annotation of a GenBank genome assembly